This is a messenger RNA of Angiostrongylus costaricensis, 1314 nucleotides long. Lineage: Eukaryota; Metazoa; Nematoda; Chromadorea; Rhabditida; Metastrongylidae. The record is from the annotation of a GenBank genome assembly.
AUGACUGCGUCGAAACCGGCUUACAAAGUCGCUGAUAUCGGUCUCGCCAGUUUUGGCCGUAAGGAGAUCGUUAUCGCUGAAAAUGAAAUGCCCGGUUUGAUAGCGAUGCGUGCCAAGUACGGGCCAACGAAGCCGUUGAAAGGUGCCCGAAUCGCGGGAUGCCUCCACAUGACCAUUCAGACAGCGGUCCUUAUCGAAACUCUCGUAGAACUUGGAGCUGAGGUCCAGUGGUCGUCGUGUAACAUUUUUUCUACUCAAGACCAUGCUGCAGCCGCUAUCGCUGCUGCUGGAGUUCCAGUGUACGCUUGGAAAGGAGAAACCGAUGAAGAGUACGAGUGGUGCAUCGAGCAGACACUUGUGUUUUCUGGUGGCCGACCUCUUAACAUGAUUCUCGACGAUGGAGGUGAUCUCACCAACAUCGUCCAUAAGAGGUAUCCGCAAUACCUCUCAGGAAUAUACGGGCUGUCUGAAGAAACCACCACUGGAGUGCACAAUCUCGCAAAAAUGCUUGACAAAGAUGAACUCAAGAUCCCCGCUAUUAAUGUAAAUGACUCAGUGACCAAGUCUAAGUUUGACAACCUUUACGGAAUUCGUGAGUCGCUCCCUGAUGGCAUCAAACGCGCCACCGACGUAAUGCUGGCUGGAAAGGUAUCUGUUGUUUGCGGAUACGGUGAUGUCGGGAAGGGAUCAGCGGCUUCACUGAGGGCUUUCGGAUCACGUGUUAUUGUCACCGAAAUUGACCCUAUUAACGCUCUGCAAGCAGCCAUGGAAGGUUAUGAGGUAACCACUUUGGACGAGGCUGCUUCGAAGGCCAAUAUCGUUGUCACUACUACUGGGUGCAAGGAUAUUGUACUCGGUCGACAUAUGGAAAUGCUGCCCAACGAUGCUAUUGUGUGCAACGUUGGACACUUCGAUUGUGAGAUUGAUGUCAAGUGGUUGAAUAAGAAUGCCGUAAAGAAAGACACUGUGAAACCUCAGGUAGAUCGCUACUUGCUGAAAAAUGGUCGUCAUAUUAUUUUACUAGCUGAAGGUCGUCUAGUUAACCUUGGCUGUGCCACUGGUCAUCCAUCAUUCGUGAUGUCGAAUUCAUUUACCAACCAAGUAUUGGCACAGAUAGAGCUCUGGACUAAGCAUGGUACGCCCAAAGAAUACAAAGUUGGACUCUAUGUCUUGCCCAAAAGUCUUGAUGAAGAGGUGGCUGCACUGCACCUUGAGAAACUCGGUGUUAAGCUAACCAAGCUCACUGAUGACCAGGCUGCUUACCUUGGUAUUCCUAAGGAUGGCCCCUUCAAGCCUGAGCAUUACAGGUACUAA